CGCCCCGCCGCGGCCUCGCUCUCUAUGCGGCUCCGGCUCCGCGAUGCCUGCCGGUCUGCCGAGGAGCCUGCGGCGGCUGCUGCUGCGCCUCUCCGUGUGGCUCCUAAUGGGCAGCUCGGUCCCCGCUCUGCUUCGGGCUGAAAUUAUGUCACCUGUAGACAGAGAUAAGGAAAAUGGAUUCCAGAUGCCAAACCUAUGCAAAUUUUGUGACAUUAAAGUAACAACCUGCUUAAACCAACAUGAAUGCAAGAGCAACUGCAACAUCACUUCUAUCUGUGAGAAUAAUAAUGAAGUCUGUGUUGCUAUAUGGAGACAGAAUGAUGAAAAUAAGACAUUAGAAACAAUAUGCCAUGAUCCCCAGAAAACUCUCUAUGGUCACAUGUUGGAUGACUCCAGCUCAGAGAAAUGUCUAAUGAAAGAAAAGAAGGACGAUGGAGGAUUGAUGUUCAUGUGCUCCUGUACAGGGGAAGAAUGCAACGACAUGCUCAUUUUUUCACCAGAGAACCCCCAUAAACCAGAGGAGAAAGAUGAAAUUUCCAAAGUCACAAUCAUAAGUCUUGUGCCAUUGCUGGUGAUUUCUGUUGCUGUGAUUGUUAUAUUUUAUGCCUACCGCACUCAUAAGAAGAGGAAGCUCAACAAGGCAUGGGAGAAGAAUGUUAAGCCCAGGAAGCAUAAGGACUGCAGUGAUGUUUGUGCCAUUAUGUUAGAUGAUGACCGCUCAGAUAUCAGCUCUACUUGUGCCAACAACAUCAACCACAACACGGAAUUGCUGCCCAUUGAGUUGGACAUUGUUGUUGGCAAAGGAAGGUUUGCUGAAGUGUAUAAAGCCAAACUGAAGCAAAAUACAUCCGAGCAGUAUGAAACCGUGGCAGUCAAGAUCUUCCCCUAUGAAGAAUAUGCCUCCUGGAAAACGGAAAAAGACAUUUUUUCAGAUGUAAACCUCAAACAUGAGAAUAUCCUCCAAUUCCUGACAGCAGAGGAGCGCAAGACAGAUCUUGGUAAACAGUAUUGGUUGAUCACUGCCUUCCAUGCUAGAGGGAACUUGCAGGAAUACCUCACGCGGCACAUUAUCAGCUGGGAGGACCUCUGGAAACUGGGUGGGUCCUUGGCCCGAGGGAUUGCCCAUCUGCACAGUGAUCACACACCCUGUGGUCGUCCCAAAACACCUAUUGUGCACAGAGACCUAAAGAGCUCCAACAUCCUCGUGAAAAAUGAUUUAACUUGCUGUCUCUGUGACUUUGGGUUAUCCCUGAGGCUGGAUCCUUCUCUGUCCGUGGAUGACUUGGCUAACAGUGGACAGGUUGGCACAGCAAGGUACAUGGCCCCUGAGGUUCUAGAGUCUAGGAUGAACCUGGAGAAUGUGGAGUCUUUCAAGCAAACAGAUGUGUACUCCAUGGCUUUGGUCCUCUGGGAAAUGACAUCUCGCUGUAAUGGUGUUGGAGAAGUGAAAGAGUAUGAGCCCCCGUUUGGCUCUAAAGUGCGAGAACACCCCUGUGUGGAAAGCAUGAAGGACAAUGUCCUAAGAGACAGAGGGCGACCUGAGAUCCCCAGCUCCUGGCUUAACCAUCAGGGCAUCCAGAUGGUGUGCGAAACUCUUAUUGAGUGCUGGGACCACGACCCCGAGGCACGGCUCACCGCGCAGUGCGUCGCCGAGCGCUUCAGCGAGCUCAAGCACCACGACAAACUCUCAGGACGGAGCUGCUCCGAGGAGAAGAUCCCUGAAGACGGCUCCGUGACCACCACCAAGUAGCAGCCGCCAAGAGCUCCCUAGUGGGGGGAAGUCACUCCCGAACACGUUCUGCUUGGCCGAGGAAGGAGUCCCGCUCAGUGCCUUGACUUGCUUCCUGGAGGACUGAAGCUGUCACUACUCCCUUUAAGCUGUGGCUCCGGACGGGGAGACCUAUUCAUGGGAACUGAAAGCCGGGGAGUAGGUGUCAUACCAUAGCAUUGGCUGCCGACAUCCUGCCACAGGAGGAGCUACAUGUGGUAGCACUUCCUCAGGAAACGAGAUUUGAGAAUAGCUAAUAACAUUAUGCACUUUAUUAAUGCCUGUAUAUAACUAUGAAAUUGCUAUUUAUAUAUAUAUAUAUAUGUGUGUAUAUAUAUAUAUAUAUAUAAAUGUGUGUGUGUAUAUAUAUAUCUAUAAAUAGCCAUGCUCUGAAAAAAAACAGUUACAGUGCUUCCAGGAAAUCAGCAGUGCAUUAGAGAGCCCUUCCCGCUGGGGAAAGAGAAUGGAGAGACUGGCUUGUCAUGGCACCAGCAGUUGUGCACUAAGCACCCUGCCAAAACAGAUAGGAAUAACAUGCAAUAAGAAGGUGGCUUUCAAAGCAUAUGUACACACCGGGUUGUGGCCCUGCAGUCUGCGGUUGCAGGAGCAGUGUCACAGCAGACAGGCAGAUGUGGCUGUUACAGUUGUGAGUGACUAUGCAGUCCUGCCUGCAGCACAUCGCGAAGGCUCAGCAGAAUGCCAUUGCUCCCUCGCCUUAACCCCCAAAUCCUCUCAAUAUCCCAUAUCGGCAGUGCUAGAAGGUUUGGUCCAUCCCACAAUUUUGUUGCCAUGCAGAGGCCAUUGGUGUUGUACGUUUAUUGCUUUGAAUUUACACUGCUUGCAAGCAGGUUGCAAAAUAUCGGCAGGAUGAGUUUUCUCCUCCUCACAUCCCCACCCCCAAACCAUACAAAACAAGGCAUCGAGCAGUGAUCCAAACAGGUGUUUUAUAUUUGCUGUGCAUUCUGCAUAGAGGCGGUGCUUUUUUUUUUGCUUCCCUUUACCUUGGUUGUACUGCUGUUAGAGCAAACAUAUUUUUCCCUGUACAGCGUGUCUAAUUGCUUGACACGCCGCAGCCUGAUUUUGUGCUGUGCCUUCCAGAAAAAAGUAAGAAAUAACAGCCAGUGCCUUGAUUUUUGCAUGAGGACCUUAGUGGUGAGGGAGAGCUCCAUAAUAGCAGCUAAUGGCAUACCCUGCCCACAGGACUGCUUGCGUAUAGGAGAGCCCUCAGCUAGUCAGUGGUUAGCAGUGAUUAGUUUGGAGAGGCAGUUGAUAUCACAGUGGACUUACGUAAAUGACAAUGUUGUGGUUUGUAAAUGUUACUGGUGUUGUCUUCAGGUGUUUUUUGCUUUUUUUUCUUCACCAGGGCGUGUAAGUGGUCUCAGAAAUUAGAAAUUCAGCCAGCACAAAGCAAUUCUGCACAGAUGAAUAUGUAUCUGGUCAAUGUAUUGAAAGCCUUUGACAGAUAAACAUUUAUAUUUCUAGAAGACAGGUAAAUCAAUAGGAAUCAUGUUUUUUUCAAAUAGGAGUUUAGAUUUAUGAUGAGAAAUAUUUUAUUUAAAAUGGUUUCAUAUUUGCUAGGGGAGGGUUAAACCAAAGUACUCAGAAGUAUUUAAACGAAGCGGUGCAAAAACCUCAGCAACUACAGUUAGAUCUUACGUCAAAUUUUAUGGGGGGGGGGAGGAUUUUAAAAAAAAGGAAAAGGGGAAAAUAAAAUAAAAACAAAAAGACCCAAGAGAAACCCCCAAUGCAAAAGCCCCCCGCGGCGCUGCCGGCGAGGGCGCCGCGCCGGCGCCCGCUGCCCUCUAGCGCCGGCCCGCGGCACUGCGCCGCCGCCGCCGCCUUUGCGCCGCCGGGAGAGGACGAGGUUGUUUCGUGGUGGUUUCUCCCUCAUUUCACGUUGAAGGUCAAGGGAUAAAGUCCGGUAGGUCCUGACAAUACUGACAUUUUUUUCCUCUCUCUCUCUCUCUUUUUUUUUUUUUACUACUACAUGUAAAGGAGAAUUUUUGUUCUUUUAGGGAAUACUUCACCUGUACAUCAUGUAUGAAAUAGGAAUGUGAACAAUAUAUACUCUCGUUUAUCAAAUGUUUCAAGCACUUAACUUGCUUUGUAAACAAUGUUUUUUGUAUAAAAUCAAAUGUUUAUUAGAGCAAAUAAAAUAACAUCGACUUGA
This is a messenger RNA of Rhea pennata, 3938 nucleotides long. RefSeq names its product transforming growth factor beta receptor 2 (gene TGFBR2). NCBI's taxonomy places the organism in Eukaryota, Metazoa, Chordata, Aves, Rheiformes, Rheidae. Bases 44 to 1750 code for a protein of 568 amino acids. Gene Ontology annotation, molecular function: metal ion binding; transforming growth factor beta receptor activity, type II; activin receptor activity. Gene Ontology annotation, cellular component: plasma membrane; signaling receptor complex. Gene Ontology annotation, biological process: cellular response to growth factor stimulus; heart development; protein phosphorylation. The transcript is spliced from 7 exons. The record is from RefSeq and is a predicted model, not a curated record.